AAUGGAACUAGCGAGUGGCCAGCCAGCCAGCGAAUGAAAGCCUAGGCCUAGGCUCGUCAAUCUUGUCGCUGAAAAUUCUUGAUGAUCAAGAACUAAGUAAUUUGAGAAAACAAGACGUUUUUAGUUAAAACACUAUGUCUUCUUCGCCAUCCGAGGAGGAGGAUAGUCUCCUGGCGGAGAUACGCAACGUUCGAAGUGUUAUUCAAUUAACUAGGGAGAAUAUCGACGCGUUGAACGCAAAAUUUGCUGAUUAUCCCAACCCUCCUCAAAUGUAUGUGAAUGAAUAUGAAGAACUGACGGGGAAACUUCACGAGCUAAACAACAAAGAACAAGAGCUGCUGGACAGACGAGCUCACCGCGAAGAGUUAACGAGGCAAGAUGGAGCAUUUGAGGACAGGUCUCUCUCUGAUCCUAUUAGUGAGGGCCACUCUGCACAGAGCAUGUCUAUGAUCAAGGCAUAUUUGCCAAAUCAACAAAGAACUGUGGUACAUUGCAAACCGGGUCUCACUUUAAGGGAGGCCCUCAACAAAGGUCUGAGCCGAAGAAACCUUUCCCCAGAGAUGUGUACUGUCGUUACUGUGGCUGAUCGCAUUCCCUUGUCAUGGGACACGGAGAUUAUGUCCAUUAUAGGGGAAGAGAUCCGUGUGGAGAUUCUUGAGAUGUUCCCUGUCACUUCUAGUAUAUCUCACAACUUUCAGCGCAAAACAUUCUUUUCACUCGCUUUCUGUGAAUUCUGCAGAAGACUGUUGUUUCAGGGGUUCUGUUGUCGCACUUGCGGAUAUAGGUUUCAUCAGAGAUGUGCAUCAGGUGUGCCUGCUAUAUGCCAGUUAUCUCAUAUGGAAGACAAUUACUAUCAAAUGUUACUGGCUCAGAAUACUGAAACACCAGCUGGCAUAUUGCACAUGCCUUCAGGUUAUAAUAACAUUAGCAGACAACAGCCUGUCAGAAGAUCAAACCGAAGUCUAGGUCAUGGAGAACGAUCAAGUUCAGCUCCAAAUGUCAGUUACAACUUAGUGCAUGUUGGAAAUGACGUGCAAUCAUUAGAAGAAAUGGUUAUUGCACAGGCAGCCGGGUCUGUUGUAGUGGCUACCAACUCUAGCAAACUAUCACACAGUCAGAGUGCGCAGGCUUCCCCAACAAAUGCCUUAAGACCAUGGAGGCCAAGAGCACGGAGUGCAGAUGAAAGUGCCAAUAAACGAAUUCACACUCCACGUGAAUCAAUUGAAGACUGGGAAAUUCCAGCCGAUGAAAUACUCAUAGGCACUCGGAUUGGAUCUGGCUCAUUUGGAACUGUCUACAAGGGUCACUGGCAUGGUUCUGUUGCAGUUAAAACACUGAAUGUGAAGGACCCUACACCAGCACAACUUCAAGCAUUCAAGAAUGAAGUAGCAGUUCUUCGUAAGACAAGACAUGUGAACAUUUUACUAUUCAUGGGAUGCGUCAGCAAACCUCAGCUUGCAAUUGUUACCCAGUGGUGUGAAGGUUCAAGUCUCUACCGGCAUGUUCAUGUUUUAGAGACAAAGUUUGAACUGUUAACCUUGAUUGAAAUCAGUCGCCAAACUGCACAGGGUAUGGACUACCUUCAUGCUAAAAAUAUUAUCCACAGAGAUUUGAAGAGCAACAAUAUUUUUCUCCAUGAUCUUACUGUGAAAAUUGGUGAUUUUGGCUUGGCAACUGUGAAAACCAGGUGGUCAGGUGGACAGCAGUUUCAACAACCAUCCGGAUCCAUCUUGUGGAUGGCUCCUGAAGUUAUAAGAAUGCAGGAAGAAAACCCUUACUCAUUUCAAUCAGAUGUGUAUGCAUUUGGUGUAGUUCUAUAUGAGUUAUUUGCAUCACAACUUCCAUAUUCAAAUAUUAACAACAAAGACCAAAUUUUGUUCAUGGUUGGAAGAGGCUACUUGAGGCCUGACCUUUCCAACCUUAUGACAACAACACCAAAGGUUCUGAAAAGGCUCGUGGAGGAUUGUUUGAAAGUGAGCAGAGAAGAUCGGCCACUCUUCCGACAGAUACUAGCAUCACUUGAGGGCCUAAUACGGACACUACCAAAAAUACAUAGAUCAACAUCAGAACCCUUCCUCAAUAGAACUCCUCUGCAGUCAGAUGAUUUUGUCUAUCAGUGCGCCUCUCCUAAGACACCCAUUCAUGCUCAAUAUGGAGCAUUUCCCUUCUAUUCUAUGGGAGGUGUCAUUUGACAGCAGCCAUUAAUCAAAGUAUGCUGAAAAGACUUUAGACAUCUUUUAAAUUUUGGAAUACUUCUCAUGAAUCAUCUCAAUAAUUGAUGUUUGGUGUGUUGAGUGUUUCUGUUCUCUAUGUAGAUGGUUGAGGUACUGAGCCACACAGCUAUCACGCUGUCGUGCAAAUUGUGGACCAUUGCUUUAGGAAUAUUUACAAUUAAAAUUGGAUUUGCAUUCCCUAUGGAUGCUUAUAGACAAGGAUUCUUAAAUGCUCUUUUUUUCCUGUUACUACAAAAGUAAAAUAUGAAUAUCUGUUUAUGGACUCUUGCUUGACUGAUGCAUUUUGGCAUGAAAACAUCUGUUUUAAUGAAAGGCUUUUGACCUUGAUAAACUUGUUUUCCGUAUUUCCAUAUUAGUGUCAUUUUCACAAUAUGCAGCUAGUACUGUAAAGACAAACUGUUGUAGUGCUUCUACACAUGCAUUUCAAAAUUGAUUUCUGAAUGAUAUAUUUAUGUACAUAUAAGAGGAGGCAAUGAAAUGUUUUGCACUGUUAUUUGAACUAUGAAGCCUAACAAUUUUUUAUUUUUUUUUGUUCGCUAACAUUUUUGAAAAAAAAUCUGCAAUCAACUUUGAGUUUCCAUCUUACUUUGUUACCAGUCAAUAUCUCAAUAAAUAAUUGUUGAAUUUGAUCACUUAAUCAUACUAAAUCUGAUGUAAUUUGUUUAGGUACAAUAUGUGUUGCUCAAUAGAUCCAAUGUCACAGGAAAAUAAGAAACUGCGAGCAUUACUUUUAAUCCCUAGUGAUUACUGUCAGAAGGUUGUUUGAAUUGUGAUACAAUCAUUCGUUUGUAUUGAUUGCUUAAGUAUGUGACUUGUCCUAAUUAAGUUAUUUUUUAAUGGGGUUCUAGUGAAUUUUCCUCUCACAUAAAAUUUCAUAUGGAUAAACCCAUCAGAAAUUUGGGAUGUGUAUUGUUGAAGCAGAAAUUUCAAAGAACUCUCAAAUGAUUUAGAUGAACCUAAUUACUUCAUGGAAGUAAAGUGAUCUAUCUCGUUUCAAUCUUGUUCUGAAGUGGCUUUUCCAAUGAAUCUCUGUCUGUUUAGGUGAUUUUACUUAGUGACAAAUGUUGAAAAUCACUUAAAACAAAUGAUAUUUCAAAAUAAGGUUCCUGAUUCUUUUUGUGAGGUUGUUGAUAGCUUUCAUGAUUUGUUUCUUUUAUUUUAUUUUUUAAUUGUAAAUAGUAGAAAGUGUUUUGACAAUUUAUGAAAGUCUGGAUGGUGUGUGGGGAAAUUGUAAUGUUGGACCUUUAAUUAUGAUUUACGGUACGUCAAUGAGAAUUCAGUAAACUGCACAAGAAAAAACGGUUUUGGAUCAGAAUGUGAAGCUGCUUUGGAUCGGUAUUUAUAGAUUUGAAUUAAAACAGUUCUCUGAAGCAGAUGAUUGUUUCCAACAUCUGUUGUUGUUUUAAAUUGAGCCUUCCAUUAAUUGUUCAUGGGUACUAUAUUCAAAGUUUUGCUUCAAAUCUUCAGCUUAUUAUACCCAUGAUACUUGGUACACAUCAGACAUGUGCUUAUGCUUGAAACUGUCUUGGCUAGUUAAACAUGGUUUUUAAAUGUUACCAAUUAAUUAUUGUUUUAAGAAGAUAUAGAGAGAUCUCAUGUUUUAUGUAAUGAAUUUUGCAGUUGAUGCAAGAUAAUUGAUGUGCUUGUAUUCAGUUUAUUUGUUGUUAAAAGAGAAUGUGAUGUAUGUUAAUUUAAAAUUUUCUGAUCUACUUAUAAGCUGAUUUGCUUUCUUUUAAAAUUAUGAAAAGUAACAAGAGGCAAACAAGGAGAUAUGUAAAAGUAAUGACUGAUGAUGUAGUUUAGACAUAUGAUGUACAAUGUAAUUAAUGUCAAAAGUUACAGUAAUAACUAUUAUUUACCUCUAACCUAGUGUAAACACUUAAAUUAGACAGCUUUUAAAAUUUAUGACUCUCUCAUUUGUGCUCUCUUUGUAAGAGAGCCUGUAACUAAGUACAAAAUCUAAAUGUUAAUCGUAUGCAAUAUUCAGCUCAUGCUGUUCAGGUGUUCUUCAUUGCAUGAAUGGUUGAAAUCAACUUCAAAUGGUGAGAGGAAGAAUUUCUUUUGGGAGACAAUUUACAGAUCACAGGAAUCAGUCUGAGUGACAACCUAUUGUAAAUAUUUAUUAGUAAUGUGUAUUUAUUCAUUGUAUUGGAACGACUUUUUAAAUGCAAGCGCUAAUUUACGGCUUCUCUGUGAUUGCCAGACCCUUAAAAUGAGAAAAAUAAACGUCACCGAUACUGACUGAAAAUUAAAA
This is a messenger RNA of Frankliniella occidentalis (western flower thrips), 4488 nucleotides long. RefSeq names its product raf homolog serine/threonine-protein kinase Raf. The transcript has a single exon. Gene Ontology annotation, molecular function: ATP binding; protein kinase activity. The coding region runs from base 135 to 2192 and encodes 685 amino acids. Gene Ontology annotation, biological process: protein phosphorylation; signal transduction. NCBI's taxonomy places the organism in Eukaryota, Metazoa, Arthropoda, Insecta, Thysanoptera, Thripidae. The record is from RefSeq and is a predicted model, not a curated record.